UGUGACUCGCGUACCAGAGCAGUCAGUCAGUGACAGCCCAAGCUUGUCUAGAGACAACCAAGUGAGAGGGACAUUAAGCAACUACGCGAAGGAUCCGACGCCGAAACUUUGACUUGUAUCUGAGGAAGUUUUGCCACGUGUAGAAUAAACGCAAGCAUGAAGUCCAUGUACCACCAGCUGUUAAGUCUUCUCUUCGUUCUCGGCAGCCUGCAGAUCAACCAGUUGACAGAGGCUUGCUCGUGCGCACUGUCGCACCCACAAGAGGCGUACUGCAACUCUGAUAUAGUGAUCCGUGCCAAGGUUGUGGGCAAAAAGCUGUUGAAGGAUGGGCCCUUCGGUACCAUGAGAUACACCAUUAAACAAAUGAAGAUGUACAAAGGCUUUGAGAAAAUGCAACACGUCCAGCACAUCUACACCGAUGCUUCAGAGAGCCUCUGCGGAGUGAAGUUUGACAUCAACAAAUACCAGUACCUGAUCACAGGCCGCGUCUUUGAUGGAAAGGUCUACACCGGCCUGUGCAACUUCAACGAGCGUUGGGAGCGCCUCUCCCUGGCCCAGAAGAAGGGCAUCAACCACCGCUAUCAGCUGGGCUGCAACUGCAGGAUUAAACCCUGUCACUACCUGCCAUGCUUUGUGACCUCAAAGAACGAGUGCCUGUGGACUGACAUGCUGUCCCACUUCGGCUACCCCGGCUACCAGUCGAGACACUACUCCUGCAUUCAGCAGAAGGAAGGCUACUGCAGCUGGUAUCGGGGGAUGACCACACGCGACAACACCACCGACCCUUAAAACCUGUAACCCCCACGCCGCCGAAAUUCACCCCCUUCUUCCAACCCUACCUGCCAUCCCAUUCCACUCUCUGACCCUCAUUUUCCCAACAUACUCACCACAACCACCACCACCACCACCACCACCAAUAGAGCGAUUGAUGUAUGUGGGACUUAACUCUUGAUCCAAGUAAGCAGUGCCUGAUAUCUGCAGUAGUAGCAGUUUUGAUAUAGACCGUACCCUUUACCUGACACACUGUACAUUUCCAACUUGCCUAAAUCCCUCAAUCUGCAUGCUUCUGUGAUCCGCACCCCCCAACACUCACACAAACACUCACACAGUUUUGGGAAGAUAACAUCCCUUGACACUCCCCCCUUAAGAAAGAAAGGAGUAUACUUUGAGAGGUUUGAAGGUCUUUCUUCAUAAUGGAAAUAUGUCUCAGAACGUAUAUGUAAUGUUAUGUAAAAAACACAUACAUUAGGUUAAAGGGUAAUCCAUAGCCUUACAAAAGCAUACAAAGGACAGGAGAGACUUCUGACAUCAUGUAUAUCUUCCUAAGUGAGUCCCAAUAACGCAUCGUCACUAUUGAGAGAGCAGUGUUAAUGGUGAGGUAGGAUUGUAAGACCCAUGCCUCAUCAAUAUGUCAAAAAAAUAUUUUUGUUUCAAUCAGAUGUAUUGAUAUUUAAUUGUAUUGAAUGAUAUAAGUUUAUAUGUACGUAUAGACAUGUGUGCAUCUGUUCAGUGUAUUAUGUAAAGUAUUUAUGAUUUAUGAAAUUCUGCCACCCUUUUUGUGCUGUAGAGUUCAGCAAUUUAUCCAUAACCAAAUCCACAGAAAAUUGUAUAUCUACUCAUUAUCAAUAAUAUUCAAUUGAGUUUCUAAUCCUCCAAACUGCAAACAGAACACAUGGCAGUCAGAUUAAACUUUAUAGCACAAAUAGAGGGAAUUAUAUAUAUAUAUAUAUUCAAAUUACAAAGACAUUGUUGCAAUAUACUUUUAUUGCUGUUUAUGAUAUAAGCUACAAAAAAAUAUUGAAUGCUGCCAUGCUUGAAACUUUCCUGUAAAGCUUAUAUUUCCCAAAUUGAACAUAUGAGAAAACAAUGACUCCAUUAUGCCAAUACAUGGUUUUAGUAAAAAAAAAAGUAAAACUAUUUUUUAACAAACUCCUCCGUACAUAUCUGAAUGUGUCUUAACAGGCUGAAAGCAGACGUGAUAUCAUGCAGUGAUAAAAUGUCCUUAAAAUGACACCAACAGAAGCACUGCUUUUACUCCUAGCUCAUGUUUUGACCUGCUGAUUCCUCCAGCGAACAUUCUGUUUAUGUUAUGAUCAACAGAUAGAGCAAUCGGACGUUUUAAACCAGGUGAACGAAUGCAUGGCUCCAGUCAGAAACCAAAUUCCCCAUGCACUGAAUCUAACACAAAAAGUGUCAGUGUUGACUUCUAUUAUGUUCAGUUUGUGGAAAGUGGUAUUGAAUUAUUAUUAAUGUAUAUGUGAAAACCAUGCCCUGUGACACACACACACACACACACACACACAAAAAGACUGAAUAAGACAAAUGCCCACAACUGAAUCGUAGAGGAUACCUGCAAUUUUUAAUUUCAGCAACAACUGAUUGCCAUGUCUGUAUUUUUGUAUUAGUUUUCAGUGGUGGUACUUCUGUAUUUCAUACAUUCUGCUUUGGUACUACCAUGAGGUUUUUUUUUUUUUCAGUUCUUCUGAUAAUAAUCCACAAAACAGUCAUUUCUUCAAUAGCAUUAAAUCAUGUCAAAAACACUCAAAUCACUGAACAUAACUGGCCUCACAAUUUGAGAGGUUUUUGACAGCAUCUUCAGUCCAUUCCCUUGCAAGAGACUGAGAUUUCUUAGGACGAGAGAUGACCAGACUGCUUUUUUACAGCACCGAUGCUGCCACACCCAUUCACAGUGUUGAGUGGCUCUGAAUGUCCCGACAAACAUUCAGUCUUAACAGACCUGCCAGGCAAUUUAGUGUUGACCUCUCCCUUGAGAAGAUGUGCGUAACUGCCCUGUCAGAUCCAGCUGACAGUCACUGAUAGCUUCUUCAAGAUCUGGAAGAAGUUUAGACAGACUCCAGACCAUAAGUGCAGCAGCUGGGCUUUGAUACAAAUGGCCUCAUUUCCCACAACGUGAUAACGAUAAGUCAAAAAACACUCCAACAAGGCCUCCAUAUUUAGAACCACCACCAUUUCAACUGUGCCUGUGCGCACACAUGCUGAUUGAUGAGCAUUGCACAUACACACACACACACACACAGACACACACACGCACACAUUUGGUCCAGGCCUACUCUCCAAGGAUACUAGGGGUGUUUGUUCCAGUGACACUGUAAUCAGCCAUCUGGUUGUAGAUUAAAGCAUCUUUGCUCUCGUCUAGACACUAGCAUCUGUUCCUCUCUCGUCCUGUGUAGUGGUUUCAUCUAAAGACCAUCUGAAGUGAGACCACUUCACAAGAAAAUGAAGUAUCUCAGUCUCUUGUUUUGUUUUCUUUAUCAUGUUGUUUCUUGCUUUUGUUUUUGUUUGUUUGUUUGUUUGUUAUUUUUUAUUUUAUUUCAUCUUUGUGUAAAUAUACUGCUUAACAGAAGAAUGCACCCUGGUGAAGGUAAAACUGUCUGGGAUUGUUUUGGAAAAAGAAACAGUGAGUAUAUCAAUGGGAAUCGCUUAUGUAUAGUGCAGUGAGAGUAAAACACACUGAUUCCUAAAGAAACAACAGAUGUCGUGUAGGCUUACAGAUUGUUUUACUUUUAAUUUCUGUGUUUUAUAUUUUUAUAAUAAAGAUUUAAUUAAAAAUG
Molecule: messenger RNA, 3572 nt
Organism: Alosa sapidissima (American shad)
Lineage: Eukaryota; Metazoa; Chordata; Actinopteri; Clupeiformes; Clupeidae
Product: metalloproteinase inhibitor 3
Exons: 5
Coding region: 157-789 (210 amino acids)
Biological process (GO): negative regulation of membrane protein ectodomain proteolysis; negative regulation of endopeptidase activity
Cellular component (GO): extracellular matrix
Molecular function (GO): protease binding; metalloendopeptidase inhibitor activity
Source: RefSeq, a predicted model, not a curated record